Penicillium olsonii is the source of this 942-nucleotide messenger RNA. Lineage: Eukaryota; Fungi; Ascomycota; Eurotiomycetes; Eurotiales; Aspergillaceae. The record is from the annotation of a GenBank genome assembly.
AUGAUUCACGAUGCUGGUCUGGACUACUAUGGCCGCCGGCUGGCGACAUGCUCCUCCGACAAAACGAUAAAGAUCUUCGAAAUCGAGGGGGAAUCACACCGUCUGGUCGAGACACUGAAGGGCCAUGAAGGUGCUGUGUGGUGCGUCGCAUGGGCUCAUCCCAAGUUCGGCACAAUUCUGGCCUCUUCCUCGUACGACGGCAAGGUUCUGAUAUGGCGUGAGCAGCCUCAAAAUGCAACCUCCCCAUCGGCUGGUAGCACUUGGACCAAGGUCUUCGAUUUCUCCCUCCACACUGCUUCCGUGAACAUGGUCUCGUGGGCCCCCCAUGAAAGCGGUUGUCUUCUUGCCUGCGCCUCCUCCGACGGCCAUGUGAGCGUUCUCGAGUUCCGCGACAACAACUGGACUCACCAGACCUUCCAUGCCCACGGAAUGGGCGUCAACUCGAUUAGCUGGGCUCCCGCUGCUUUCGCAGGUAGCCUGGUCAGCUCCAACCCUGGACCCGGUCAACAGCGCCGCUUUGUGACCGGUGGAAGUGACAAUUUGGUCAAGAUUUGGGACUACAAGUAUGUAUUUGAGGAUCCCCAGCAGCGAUCUGUUCCCAAACUAACUCGAUCUAGCGCGGAAUCCAAAUCCUACAACCUCACACAGACCCUUGAGGGUCAUUCGGACUGGGUCCGCGAUGUCGCCUGGUCCCCGAGCAUUCUCUCCAAGUCUUAUAUCGCCUCCGCCUCGCAGGACAAGACCGUUCGUAUCUGGACCUCGGACGCUUCCAACCCCGGUGUGUGGUCGAGUCAAACACUGGAGUUCGACUCUGUUUUGUGGCGUGUGAGCUGGAGUCUCAGCGGUAACAUCUUGGCUGUCAGUGGUGGUGAUAACAAGGUCAGCUUAUGGAAGGAGAACCUCAAGGGACAGUGGGAAAAGGUCAAGGAUAUCGAGGAAUAG